This is a messenger RNA of Didymella exigua CBS 183.55, 2007 nucleotides long. RefSeq names its product glycoside hydrolase family 78 protein. Lineage: Eukaryota; Fungi; Ascomycota; Dothideomycetes; Pleosporales; Didymellaceae. The transcript has 4 exons. The record is from RefSeq and is a predicted model, not a curated record. Bases 1 to 2007 code for a protein of 668 amino acids. Gene Ontology annotation, biological process: carbohydrate metabolic process.
AUGACAAUACCCACCAAUCUUGCAGCACUAUUAUGGCUAGCGGGCGCUGCCAUUGCAGCUCAGAAUGUGAACGCUUGUUGGAGGAACAGUACGUGUGACAGAAUUUUGGAGCCGUCUUUUACUGGACCGUGGGACAAGUUCAACUUUGCUCCAAGGUCCCGCUUUGUUGCACCGCAAACGCUACUGUCGCUUUCUGAUGGAGCUUCCGUUGGGAACUACUGCGCAGACGGGACCAUUAUCAAAGCAAGUAGCACCGGAACCGUAUUCGACUUUGGGCUUGAGGUCGGCGGCAUUGUCUCAUUCGACUACUCACUGAACGGCUCCACGACCAACGCCUCUAUCGGUCUUGCAUUCACGGAAGCUAAGGAUUACAUUGGACGCAAGUCAGAUAACUCCAAUGGAGGCACAGGCCAAGACACUGCCCUGCUGUUCGCUUUAAACGGCACGCAAAAAGGGCAAUACACCAUGCCGGAUGUCAGUCUCCGUGGUGGCUUCCGGUACCUCACCAUCUUCCUCAUUGCCGACGACAGUGCAUCCGUAACUUUGCGGAACAUCAAUCUCGAGAUCAGUUUCCAACCGACAUGGCCUAAUUUGCGUGCGUACCGGGGCUAUUUCUUUUCGAGCGAAGAACUGCUUGACAAGAUCUGGUACAGCGGAGCGUACACUUUACAGACGAAUUCGGUACCAGGCAACACAGGGAGAGCCAACGUGCAGGCCAACCGAACGGGAUGGAACAACGCCGCAUACAUCGGUCCCGGCGAUACAGUCUUGCUUGAUGGUGCGAAACGCGAUCGUUGGGUCUGGAUUGGAGACAUGGGCGUUGCUGUUCCGUCAGCGUUUGUUAGUACGGGAGAUAUGGAGAGCACCAAGAAUGCCUUGCGAGCGAUCUUUGAUAAUCAGUCCGCGGAUGGCACACUUCCGAAAGCUGGCCCGCCAUACCUUUCCAAAGAUAGCGACACCUACCAUCUGUGGGCGAUUAUUGGCUUCUACAACUACUACUUGUACACUGGAGAUGAAGUUUUCCUGCAAAACUACUGGCCGAAGUAUGUGCUGGGCGUGAAUAAGAUCCUGAGCAAGGUCAACAACAAAGGCAUCGUCAAUGUCACCGGGACCGCUGAUUGGGGACGAUGGCUGUACUCAACAGAGAGAGGCUCUGCCAGCAUGCUUCUGUACCGAGCAUUAGUCACCGGCAGCCACAUCGCUGGUUGGUCUCCAGACCUCACCGAUGCCUCCGCACAUAAGUCAAAUUGGACUGCCGCCGCAACCGCCCUGCAAAAGUCUAUCAUCGAGCACUUCUGGGACGAGUCUCGCGGCGCGUUUAAAGAAAGCCCAAACAACACCUCCCUCUACCCCCAAGAUGCAAACAGCAUGGCCCUCGCCUUCGAAGUGCUCAACGCCUCCGACCACCGCGCCGAUCGCGUCUCAGCAUACUUGGUGACAAACUGGACUCCCCUCGGCCCUAUCAAUCCCGAAGUCAGCGCCAACGUGUCUACCAUCUCGCCUUUCAUUACCAGCAUCGAGCUUGAAGGUCAUUUCAAGGUUGGUCGUCCUGAGCGCUCGCUGGAACUCAUCCGCAAUGCCUGGGGUUGGUAUCUCAACAAUCCCAAUGGCACACAGUCCACGGUAUCGGAGGGCUAUCUUGCGAACGGGACCUGGGGAUAUCGAGGGGAUAGAGGGUACCGGAAUGACCCAAGCUAUGUGAGUCAUGCGCAUGGCUGGAGUAGUGGACCGACGAGCACUUUAACGGAGUAUCUUGUUGGACUGAGAGUCACAGGGCCGAAGGGGCUGAAGUGGGAGCUGAAGCCAGCGACGUUUGAUGAAACGGAGAGGGCUGAAGCGGGGUUUACGACGGGUCUAGGUAAGUUCUCGGCGAAGUUCGAAGUCAAGAAUGGGACGGUGAGGGUGCGGUGGGACACACCAUAUUCCACUGAGGGGUACGUGCAGUUGCCGGGUCAAAAAGGGAUGGUUGUGAAAGGAGGAAAAGGCUCAAUUGUAAUUAGGAAGUGA